Notodromas monacha is the source of this 1299-nucleotide messenger RNA. Lineage: Eukaryota; Metazoa; Arthropoda; Ostracoda; Podocopida; Cyprididae. The record is from the annotation of a GenBank genome assembly.
UUUUUCACAGGAUCCCCCUCAUAGCUGAUGGCCCAGUGGAAGGCUAUCAUUUGGUUGCUAAUUUAUUGCAUCAUCAGUUGCUGUUCCUUGUCCUCCACAGAAGAAACGCAUCCUACAGGCUACCCCAGCAUCAUCGAAUUUCCUUCGAACUCAUCCGCAAUCCUCGGAGACGAAGUUAUUUUGCGAUGUACUGCCGUAGGCGAUCCUGCACCGAAAAUAAUUUGGCAUGAAAGAGACACUGGGAGGCUCUCUCGUCGAGGCCGAGUACACGAAAUUGCUCCAAACGGUAGCCUUGUGUUUUCCGAGGUUGAUGGGGACCAAGAAGGCUGGUACCGUUGCAGCGCCAAAAAUUCUCUAGGAAUAGUUCACAGCCCUUACGUGAAACUCACUGUGUUCGAACCAGCGCACAUCACUGAUUACCCCAGUGGAUAUCGAGUAGACAAAGGAGCGAAUGUGAAGCUGACGUGUGUGGCAACGGGAAACCCGUUGCCUACAAUCUUAUGGCUUCAGGAUGGUCAUCAACUGCCAAACUCUACGUGGAAGGAGGAGGUAAUCCGAGGGCAUUUGGCGGCGCACGACUUCUACUCACAGUCAGUGCUGACCGUCAGCUUGCAGGAGACCACACAUUUCAGCUGCGUCGCACGCAACGACCUCGUCGAUCGCGUGCACGAGACAAUCAAGAACUUCACCGUCACUGUCGACCAACCGGAAAUCCGUGCCGGCGGAAUGAAGACGUUGACACCACCAGAGGGGUAUUGUGCCCCGUACAAUGGGCAAGUGUGCAAGGCGAAGCUGAACGGAACCGGACUCGUGUGGUACAACAUAUCUUAUGACAACACGGGUGGCUGGCUCAAUGAGCAGAUCACCGGAGGGCUUUGGAAGGAGCUCAUAAUGACGCUGGAAGAGCCUUGCCGCAGCGCUGCUGAGGUGGUGCUGUGCCACUAUGCGUUCCCAUCGUGUCAGAUGCAGAAGGGCUACCCGGUCGGGUUGCCGCUGUGCAGGGAGGACUGUAUGGCUGUUCGUGACCUUUUCUGCUAUAACGAAUGGCUCCUUAUCGAAGAAGAGAAAAAGGUGGGACGAGUUUUGCAAACGCGUGGGCAUUUCCGCAUGCCGCGUUGCGAAGACCUGCCCACGUACCUGAGACCGCAGAACGUGCCCGAGGACACGCCUUGGGAGGCGCCGUGCUCGCAUGCUAUGCUCACGGUGAUGAGACCCGAGCUGGUGACAACUAAUUUCGUCCCGACUGGAAUGAACAUUCCGCGGGAAUUGUUGGAAGAGUUCAGUGCCGGAAAUGUGUAG